AUGAGAGGAUCAGCACGGUUUCAUACCUGGAAAAGCCUGGCGAACGCAGUCUUAGUGGUGGCCGACGCGGUGGAGGCUGCGGACAACCGGGGGGGGGGAGACUGGUUCCUCCUCAUGGUUGACUUCCAGAAGGCAUAUGACACGGUGGCGAGACCAUAUCUCUUCGAGACGAUGGGCAAACUGGGCAUACCGGAGGAAUUCAUUCGGUGGACCGAGGGGCUGCAUCAUAGCUCCGGGACGAGAAUGGCAAUCAACGGCUGGAUAGGGGAGAGAGUGGAGAUGCAGAGAGGUGUGCGGCAAGGCGGUUUCCUGGGCCCGUACCUCUUCCUGUGCUGUGCGCAAAUUUACCCGUCGCCGGAGGAGCUCUGGAAGCACAUCCAGAAGACGUGCGACAACUACAUCUCCAGCGGGCAGACCACGGGAGACAAGCUUUUUGUGCUGUGGAGUGGGGAGUUGGUGCGCUUGCCAAAGAACGAAGGGGGACUGGGGCUGAUAGACCCCAAAACAAGGAUCGACAGCAUGGCGGUCAGGAUUGCCGGGAAGCUGAUCCCGGAGAACAACGCCACAAAGCGGUGGUUUGCGGAGAGGGCAGCGGCAUUACCUCAAGGAGUGGCGACGCUCUUCGCGGACCCAUCGGCAGCGAAGCAUUGGCCGGGAGGCAGCCAGCGAUGGAAGGCAGCGGUUGAGGCAUUCUGGGAGUCCCCGUACGCGGAGCUGCCGGAGCCGAAAACCAGUUGGGAGGUGGAGCAAGCGAUGGUGUGUUUCAACCGCAAAGUAAUGUUCAAGGGGAAGAGCCUGUAUGGGAACCAGCAGGGCACAGAAGAGAUCGGAACGGCAAGCUUUGGCGUCCUGGUGGAGGAAGGGCCGGGAAGGGAGCGCGUAGUGAAGAGCAAAGAAACGCUGAGAACGGAACUAGGGGGCAUAGUGGCAGCUAGGUGGGCACUGAUGGCAUACGCGGCGAUGUUGGAGGAGUGGAAAACGAUGGUCACGGCAAGCAAAUCAGCGGAGGCGGUGGCAGCGGCCGCGGAUGUAGUAAGGUCAUUCCUCUCGCUGACUCAGGAGCACCUAUACUGGAAGGUGGCUGGGGUGCAAGACAGCAAACACGUGGAACUUUUGAGCAUAAGGUGCAGGAAAGACGGAAAUCUGGAAGAGUGGAGUAGAUCAAAUAAGGCGGUUUUCGAUGUCAAGAGGGUGGAACAGGUGGCAGUCAGAGGAGGCAGAGUCCUGGGGGCGCUAGGAGCGCCGCUGACGAGGCUACGACAAUCGGACAUACUAGACGUUGAAGGGCUUGUCGGCGAAGGCGAAGGUGAUUCGGCGAGCACUUAUGGGCCCGACAACAGCAUUAGGGAAACGAAGCGAGUGGGAGGAAAGAUGGGAGAAGAAGAUCGACUGGAAGAAGGCGGAAAGAAGACGGGAAUUUUUGGUAGUGCCUGUUAG
Messenger RNA from Closterium sp. NIES-65, 1437 nucleotides. NCBI's taxonomy places the organism in Eukaryota, Viridiplantae, Streptophyta, Zygnematophyceae, Desmidiales, Closteriaceae. The record is from the annotation of a GenBank genome assembly.